Messenger RNA from Exophiala viscosa, 1631 nucleotides. RefSeq names its product WD40-repeat-containing domain protein. Gene Ontology annotation, molecular function: protein binding; phosphatidylinositol-3-phosphate binding; phosphatidylinositol-3,5-bisphosphate binding. Gene Ontology annotation, cellular component: extrinsic component of membrane; phagophore assembly site membrane; cytosol. The coding region runs from base 341 to 1525 and encodes 394 amino acids. NCBI's taxonomy places the organism in Eukaryota, Fungi, Ascomycota, Eurotiomycetes, Chaetothyriales, Herpotrichiellaceae. The transcript is spliced from 5 exons. Gene Ontology annotation, biological process: protein localization to phagophore assembly site; protein lipidation; autophagy of mitochondrion. The record is from RefSeq and is a predicted model, not a curated record.
CCUGUGUGGGAUGACUGAUCGUGCCCAGUGUGGCUGUGUACCUGAUGGUGUUCGAUCAUCUGAAGUUUAAGCGACCACCGGGAGGGGCCUGAGGAACCCACCCGGAAACGCAACCCUGGAGGGGCACUAGGGGACGAGCAGGGCAUCCUGCCCCAUUCGUUGUCGUCCUCCCGCAUCUCGAAGCCUAAAACAAUUCGACGACAUCAAACAUGGGACUUUACGAAUAGGAAACAAUUGCAUUCAUUGAUCGCUUCGCUUUCUACCCAAGGUGUCCCUUGUGGGCAUACCACCAUCGCCAGGCAUUUAGCACAUCAUGAUGUAUAGAAGUGCUUGAUCAGAAAUGAAUACACGACCCAUCAUCGACGAGUCCUCGGGACCGAUUGCAUUAUCGGCUUCCUUCAACAGCGAUGCGAGUUGCUUCGCAGUUGGCCUUGAUACAGGCUUUUGUGUCUUCAAUUCCGAUCCCUGCGAACUGAAAGCAUCCAGAGAUCUCAAUGCUGGAAUUGGAACGGCCGAGAUGCUGGGCCGGUACAACUAUCUCGCGCUGGUAGGAGGUGGAAAGAACCCGAGAUGGCCACAGACAAAGGUCAUGAUCUGGGAUGAUGCCAAACAGAAAGUCGCAAUCACACUCGAGUUGAAGACAGCAGUCCUGCGGGUUCGCUUGACGAAGUCUUGGAUCGCCAUUGCGAUUCAGAACAGCAUACACCUAUACAAGUUUUCAUCUCCGCCCGAACGAACUGCAGUCUUCGAGACCGCCGACAACCCUUUGGGCCUUUGCUCGCUGGGAUCCAGACUAGUAGCAUUCCCAGGUCGCUCGCCAGGCAAAGUACAGCUGGUUGAAUUGGGAUCCGGGAACGUCAGCAUCAUACCAGCUCAUACAUCUGCAUUGCGAGCAAUGGACCUUAGCAACGAUGGGCAGUUUCUGGCCACAGCCAGUGAGACUGGGACGUUGAUUCGUGUCUUCUCGACAUCGAACUGCACCAAGAUCGCCGAACUGCGCCGCGGUGUAGAUCCAGCAUACAUAUUCAGCAUCGCCAUGUCGCCAGACUCCAGCAUGCUCGCUGUAACCUCCGACAAAUCUACCCUCCACGUUUUCGACCUCCCGAUAUCCUCGCCCUCGCACCCGAAUAGCCCUCGGCCUGCACCCCGUCGAUCCCAAUCACCCCAUGUUUCUGCCGACGAGGACUUGUCCACAAACCAGAAAUGGGGUUUCCUGUCCAAGAUUCCUCUUCUGCCAAGGGUGUUUUCAGACAUCUAUUCCUUUGCUUCCGCACACUUCGAGAUGGGCGAUGAAAACAUUGGAGUUAAUGGAUCCUCGCUUUCUUAUCUUCCUGCUCUAGGGUCGCUGCCGAAUCGCCCGCAAAAAGGGAUUCUCGGCUGGAUGGACAACUCAACCCUGAUAUGCAUCGGCACGGGUCGCGAUGCACGAUGGGAACGCUUUAGAAUCGGUGAGAGGCCUGGCGUCGCCGACGAGGGCCAGAGGGCCGUCUGGAGAGACGGCUGGAGGAAGUAUCUGGGCAGCUGAGACUCCCGGGGCCCAUCAUGUUCGAUGGCCAUGCUCAGCAUCAGUAGCCAUGGUCGACCGACGUCGAUGUCUCGUCAAGCAGCCCGAAAUUGUCGGACGGCCGAUA